AUGUCGUACCACAAACACCAGGAGUUUCCAACUCCCUCGGCGCAUCAAUGGGGCGGAUGUUCUGCUACAUUACCCAACAAGGUCGCGUGUUGGGCAAAGUCAGGCGGCAAAGAUGAGUCAGGGCUAGGCAGGUUUUCAUGGAUCAAGAUCCAGGGCAGGGACAUCCGUCAACAGGAGCCUCAGACUGAUGGCCCCCCGGCUGGUCCUUUAGAUCUUGUGAUGGUCUCUGCAUAUUGUCCAAACACGGAAGGUACCAAUGCGGGCAGUGUUUGGAACUACCAAAGGAAUUACUGGCUGAGCAAGGGGGUGACUAUGGAUCCCCGUGACAAACUCACAUUAGGUCUGGUAGACCUGAUCAAAGAGUGGAAAGCGGAAGGAUGUGAGAUUCUACUGGGGUUAGACACAAAAGAGGAUGUCUUCUACAACUCUCCCUCCUCCUUCUGCCAAGAGAUGAGGAGGGAAGGUUUGACCGAGGCUAUCUUACGCCGACAUCAGGGCCUCUACCCGGCGACAUCCCAAAGUCGGACGACAGACACUCUCAUUGAUGGCCGUUUGGUCGACCGCUAUAUUAAAGCUGCUGAAGCAGGUUAA
Molecule: messenger RNA, 591 nt
Organism: Cylindrotheca closterium
Lineage: Eukaryota; Bacillariophyta; Bacillariophyceae; Bacillariales; Bacillariaceae
Source: the annotation of a GenBank genome assembly